Messenger RNA from Mustela lutreola (European mink), 1550 nucleotides. RefSeq lists its product as uncharacterized. The record is from RefSeq and is a predicted model, not a curated record. The transcript has 2 exons. Lineage: Eukaryota; Metazoa; Chordata; Mammalia; Carnivora; Mustelidae. Bases 143 to 889 code for a protein of 248 amino acids.
ACAAAGACACGAGGACGGACCUACGGUCCACACCACCGUCUCCGCUCUGGCCUCAGAAAGGUGCCCUGCCUUUCCAAGUCCCUGUUCAAAGCCCCACAGCCGGGGUAAGACCAGCCCGGCGCAGGCGGAUGACGUCCUCCUCAUGGGACCGGGAGCCCCGCCCCGCCGGAGCGGGCCGCAGGAAAUGCCCCUGUCCUGGGCAGUCAUUGGUCCAGUGCCCGCGCGACACGCGGAGCACAGCCUUCUGGGUAAUGUGGUUUUUUCCUUUGCUGACAGUAGCGGUGGGGCAGUUUCCGAGCGUGUCUUCUCCGGAAGAGUCGCCUCAGACCCGCUUCAAAGAGUGGGAUCUAGGGGCGGGGGCGAGGCCAUCCCUGUCCCGCCCGGGGAAGGUGAGGCUCGGCGGCGGGGAACUCCCCUCGCGAUCAGAACGCGUGGUCACCAGGCCUUUGGGUCGGCUGGUGACUUCCCCCGUGCGCCUUACCUCCGGAGAUGCCUCUGGACGGAAGACGGAUGUUCGAGAGGUGACGGCACCGGCGGGGCCAGGACGCCGGAAGCCCCCUCCCACGCGGCCCCCUCUGAGGGCCCUCCUGUGGGCCAGCGCCACGCGCUGCGGCGCCUUGACGCGCGGAUCGGGCCCGGGAGCCGGAGGGGCGGCGUGCGAGCCCCGGAGCUGGGGAGGCCGCCCGUGACCCCAGGCUGGAGCCGGGCGCUGUGGAGUGUCUGUCCCACGCGGCACCUCGCCCUGCGUCUGAGCGCCGGCGGAGGGGUUGUGCGCGGACGCGGAGUGCGGGAGUGGUCGGCCGCCGCCGCCGCCUCGAGUCUCCGCCAGGGCGAGAAUAGGUGGAGACGAGAACGGACCGGGGCGAAGCCAGAGCCAGUCCGUCGCUGAGGAGGUGAUGGAGCUUGACUCCCUCGAGUUGGCUGGAUUGGUGACUGAGUAUGCAAAGAGAAAAAUGGUAACUCGACAGCAGAGGAAACUGGCAGACACCACCCUUACUGCCUGAUGGAGGCUAACAUCAUUAGUAAUGUCAUGUUCACACCAGGUAUGAGCACACGGCAACAAAACUGUUCUGGGAUGUCCUUUCCCAAAACCCCCAACUUCACUCAUCAAAAAAAAAAAAAAAAAAAAAAAAGAGAGAGAGAGAGAGAGAGAAAAGAAAAAGAUAAGAUAAAUGCAAAUUGAGUAACAUUGUAUAAGAUACCUGAUGCAUCCUCAUCAAAAGUGUUUGGAUCAUGAAAAACAAGGAUAACAGAACAACCGUUAGAGAUGAGAGAAAACUAAACAGAUAAAAUGAUUAAAUGCAACUUGAUGGCCUGGAAUGGGAUACUGCAACACAAGGACGAUAGUGGGGAUAAAAUUUAGUAAAAUCCAAAUCGUUUGUAAGGUAAACAGUAUUGUAUCAAUGUUAAUUUCUUUGCUUUGAUGAAUGUACUACAUAUCUAUGAAAUAGUAACAUGAGGUGAAAGUGUGUGGAAGUUACAUGGGAACUCUAUAUUUGCCACGUUACACUAAAUCUAAAAUUGUUUAAAAAUAAAAAAAUGUAAAAAGA